Molecule: messenger RNA, 1848 nt
Organism: Vigna angularis (adzuki bean)
Lineage: Eukaryota; Viridiplantae; Streptophyta; Magnoliopsida; Fabales; Fabaceae
Exons: 2
Coding region: 1-1848 (615 amino acids)
Source: RefSeq, a predicted model, not a curated record
AUGGCCGAGGCUUCAUCUUCAAAUGACCUUAAGCAGAUCCUAGAGCUCAUGCAGAAACGUGAACGGGAGCAUGCUGCAGAGAUGCAAGAGCUUCGUAAUGCCUUUGAGGAUUUGAAGGAGAAUAUGGCACAUGGAGGAGCGAACUCACGCAAUGUUCAUGGACCGUUUCAGGUCAGAAAUGUUAAGCUGGAUUUUCCACGUUUUGAUGGUUCAGAUGUGCUACAAUGGAUAUUUAAAGCGGAGCAAUUCUUCGACUAUUAUGAUACUCCGGAUGAACAGCGGUUGACCAUAGCAGCAAUUCAUUUCGAAAAAGAAGUGGUGCCGUGGUAUCAAAUGAUGCAAAGAAAUAAUCCCAUUGUUUCAUGGAACACCUUGGUCCGUUCAUUAGAGUUGGAAUUUGGCCCUUCACCCUUUGAAUCACCUAGAUCUACCUUGUUUAAACUCACCCAAUCCACAUCUGUCAAUGAAUAUUAUGUGCAGUUUACAGCUCUUGCUAAUAAGAUUUAUGGUGUUAGCAAUGAAGCCCUUCUAGAUUGCUUCAUCAGUGGGUUGAAAACCGACAUUCGUAGAGAGAAAUGCAAUCACGCAGGGAAAAAGGGCUGUGUUAUACAUGCGAUGAGAGGUUUGUCACCAGCAGAAAUGCAAUCACACAGGGAAAAAGGGCUGUGUUAUACAUGCGAUGAGAGGUUGACGGCAAACCAUAAGUGUCCAAAUCGCCAAUAUACAUUUUUACAAGUUGAAUAUGAUGAGGAGGAGCAGACUGAUACGGAAAUUCCUGCCUUAGAACAGAACUUGGAACACCAUCUGUCUCUUAAUGCUUUAAAGGGUGUUACCGGUGUGGGAACUAUGCGUUUUCAAGGGUCAUUACAAGGCCUGACUAUUCAGAUAUUGUUGGAUAGUGGGAGUUCUGAUAAUUUCUUGCAACCACGAAUUGCUCAUUGCCUUAAACUGCCGGUGGAGGAUAUGUUCUCUCUGCAGGUUCUGGUAGGCAAUGGAAAUGCCAUGUCUACUGAAGGGGUUAUUAAAGAAAUUCAGGUUAAGGUGCAAGGCCAUACACUUAAACUUCCAGUGUACCUAUUACCAGUUUUUGGUGCUGAUUUGAUAUUAGGUGCUGCUUGGUUGGCUACUAUUGGACCACACAUUGCAGACUAUCGUUCACUCUCCUUAAAGUUUUAUUCGGACAAACAACUCAUUACAUUGCAAGGUGAGCCACCAACUCUGCCAAAACCAGCAGAGCUGCAUCAGAUGACUAGAUUGUGCAAAACUGAUGCCAUUGCAGAACUGUUUACAUUACAAUUAACUCAACCUCUAACUCUAGAGGAUGAUGGCUUGGUUAUCCUAGAGAAUAUUGACCCUGACAUUGCACUUCUACUUCACACAUACAACAUGAUCUUUGCAAAACCGAAGGGCCUUCCCCCAAAUAGAUCUCAAAACCACUGCAUUCCUCUCUUGCCGGAUGUGAAUGCUGUGAGAGUGAGGCCAUACAAAUAUCCUCACAGUCAGAAACAACAAAUUGAGAAUAUGGUGCAACAAAUGUUGGACGAAGGCAUUAUUACCCACAGCACCAGCCCCUUCUCUUGCCCAAUUAUUUUGGUCAAAAAGAAAGAUGGUACUUGGAGAUUUUGUACUGACUACAGAGCACUGAAUGCUGUCACAAUCAAAGACAAAUUUCCUAUCCCAACUGUUGAGGAGCUACUAGAUGAAUUAUUUGGUGCAAAAUUCUUCUCUAAGUUGGACCUCAAAUCAGGCUAUCACCAAAUAUUGGUUCAUCCUGCUGACAGAUUCAAAACUGCCUUUCGAACUCAUCAAGGCCACUACUCACACUAUAAUAUAAAAUUUUUGAUUUAA